AUGUACAGCAUCAUAUGUUUGGAUUUCGAUAUCUAUCUAUCUAUCUAUCUAUCUAUCUAUCUAUCUAUCUAUCAAUAUUUUUUAUUUAGAUAUAAAGAAACAUUUAUUUUUUUACCAUUAAAAUAUUCUUUCUUUAUUGUCCUUCUUUCAUUAAUUUUUCUCUCUUUAAUUUUUAUUGUUUCUUUGCUUUUCAUUUCUUUUCAUUCUUUCUUUUUUUAUCACGUCUUUUUACUUACGUUCUUUCUUCUUGUUUGCUUUCUUUCUUUUCUUUUUUCUUCUUUGUUUUAUUUUUUUAAAAUCUUUUGGUUUAUUUUCCUUCCGUAUUUAUUUUCUUCUGUUUUCUUUUUUCUUUGCCUUGUCCUUUUCCCUUCCUUUCUUCAUUUUAUUUCUUUAUUUUAUACUUUCUUUUCACUUCUUACUGUAUUUCUUUCUUUUCCUUGUCCUUUUCUCUUUCUUUCGCUGUUCUAUUUCUUUCCGUCUGCCUGUCUGUUUUUCUUUGUGCCUUCUUUAUUUAUCCUUUCUUUUUAUUCCUUUUUAUUUCUUUUCGUUUUUCUUUUGCGUUUUUAUCUUUUUUUAAUUCUUUUUUCUUCAUUUUCAAUUUCCAUCAUUACAACUCUUUCAUAUUUGAUAUCUUCAAAAACUCAUUCUUUCUUCUUGUUUUCUGUUCGUAAUUCUUUUUUCUUCAGAUUCUUUUUCUUUCUUCUUUUCAUUUUCGUCCCCCGCUAUCCCAUUAACUCUCUUUAUAUGAUUUUCUUCCUCUUCUUCUCAGUUGUACUCUCCUCCCUUUUAAUAUUUUUGCUCUCUUUCUUUCGUUUUCUGUUUCAUUCUUUCGUUCCACUUAAUUUUUCCUCUUUGUUUCUUUCCUCUUACUUUAUUCUUCCUUUUCUCUUUAUACUUCCUCUUUCUUUCUUUCUUUCUUUCUUUCUUUCUUUCUUUCUUUCUUUCUUUCUUUCUUUCUUUCUCUUAUUUUUGUCAUUCUUUCUUUCUUUCUUUUUUGUUUCUUUCGCUUAA
Molecule: messenger RNA, 1011 nt
Organism: Acanthosepion pharaonis
Lineage: Eukaryota; Metazoa; Mollusca; Cephalopoda; Sepiida; Sepiidae
Source: the annotation of a GenBank genome assembly